Molecule: messenger RNA, 2455 nt
Organism: Cricetulus griseus (Chinese hamster)
Lineage: Eukaryota; Metazoa; Chordata; Mammalia; Rodentia; Cricetidae
Source: RefSeq, a predicted model, not a curated record
UUCCGGAGCGUAGGAACAGAGGAAGCUCGCGUGCUGCCGGGAAUGCAGAGUCGGGAACAUGGUGAUCACCAGGUCCGGGCUGUCUGGGACCAGGCCCCAAGUAUCGUCAGAAAGCUCCCAGCAGAAGAGUUCUGCUCUUCAAGAAAUUGGAACACAUCUGGAAAGCAAGAAAGAAUUAGGAACCGAUGCCAGAAGUACUGCUGAGAAACAAAGUUCAGUCCUCUCUAGAAAGAGGACAAGUAGAAAUACAGGCCCACCAUCAGAGAUAUCAGAACCGGCCACUGAUGCCGAGGUCUCUGAAGCAGAGUCUCAUGCUUCAGGGGUUUCUUCUGUGCUUGAGGUCCAGGAGCCCAUUAUAAGAAUAACUAGGAAGAGGAAGGUCGUAAUUGCACCUACCCCAAAGUCCAGUGUUAGGAAAAGGCAGAAAAUAGCCCCUCAACAUGAGUCUCUCGAGGAAGAAGUUGUUUCUGAAGCAGAGUCUCAUGCUUCGGGGGUUUCAAUGGUUGUACCUUCCGCAAAAAGAAGCAAAAGAAGUAAGGCUAAAUCUCAGAGAGAUUCAAGCCAAGAAUCACAGGCAGAAGCUAUAUCUGAUGGUGAGUCCUCGUGCUCAGGCAUUUCAUCAUUUGAGAUUUCACCUAGGAGAACAACCAGGAAUAUGCAGAAGGAAUUACAGUCCCAAGCUGAGAAGAAAGAUACCAAGCUUGUACCAGGAAAUAAAAAGCAAAUAAUGGGUACAUCUGUGAAUUCAGAGAACUCAGAUACUAGACAGACCUGUCAGUUACCAGUGAGACCACAUUCUCAGAUAAAUAGGCCAAAUUUUUCUAAUAAUGAAACUUAUAAUGACUUUGAUGAUUCCAUCCACAGAAAUUCAGAAAAAAAACAAACAACACAAAACCACCAAUGUUUACAUAUACAAAAAGAAAAAGAAGCCAGUGUUGAGUCUCUUACAGAAAUCAGGAAGGAGAACUGUAACAACCUGGAUGAAGAGGACACCAAAAUGACAGAAGAAGAAGAAAUUAAUGAGAAACGUUCCCCAUUGAAUCUUUCUGAAGUUCAAGACACCAGCCUUCAGCAGUCAGUUUCUCAAAAUCAUUCAAGCAUCCUAAAUAGUGAAGCCAUGUCGAAGCCUUCAAGUCCAAAUCAUGGGGCUCUAAUAAAAUCAUUAGAGUACAAGUUUGCAGUUGUGAAGAUAGAAAGGUUGAAUGAAGAAAGAGCGGGCAGCCUUAAAAGGAGUGACUUGACCCAACUCAGUGAUCGUGGUUACCGUAAUAAGCCUGCAAGUGUAGAUGUCAGUGAAAACAACAGCCGCCAAAGUGAUGUGGGUCUUGAAUGUGAUACCAAAGCAUGCAAGUCUGAACUCAGUGUGUCUCAGGAUAUGGAUAGUUCUGUUUUAUUAUUUCUUAGCAGUGAUGAAAGCCAGCAGUCUGAAAACAGUGAGAAUGAAAAAGACACUGUGUGUUCUGUUGAAAACAGUGGCCAGGAGGAGUCAGCACGUGGAGACUUGGAAGACACAGCGUGUGGUGGUGCGCUGUUUGUAAUUGACAGAACUCCUGGACUGAGUGCCGAUAAAAAUUUCUACCUGGAAGACAAGGCCCCCAGUGAGGUUGCUAUUGAGGAAGAAGAAAAGGAGGAGGAAGAUGAAAACAGUGAAGAAGAAUCAUCAGACAGUGAUGAAAAUAAAGAUGAGUCCAGUGAUGAGGAAGACUUACUGAGUAACACCAAGUCGAAGCUUCUGAAGUUGACAAGUAGCAGCAUAGAUCCUGGACUAAAUAUCAAGCAGUUGGGUGGUUUGUAUAUUAAUUUCAAUGUAGACAAACCGAAGCCUCACAAGAAAACCCUAACACAGAUCAAGGAGAAAAAGAAAAACGAGCUUCUGCAGAAAGCUGUCAUUACACCUGAUUUUGAAAAGAACUAUUGUAUCCCACCAUAUAGUGAAUCGAAGCAUCAACUUCAGAAACAGCGCAGGAAAGAGCGCCAAAAAACAGCUGGUAAUGGUUGGUUUGGCAUGAAAGCUCCAGAACUGACAGAUGAACUGAAAAAUGAUCUCAAAGCAUUGAAGAUGAGAGCAAGCAUGGACCCAAAAAGGUUUUACAAGAAAAAUGACAGAGAUGGUUUCCCUAAGUACUUCCAGGUUGGAACCAUCGUAGAUAACCCAGCUGACUUCUACCAUUCAAGAGUUCCCAAGAAGCAAAGGAAGAAGACUAUUGUGGAAGAGCUGCUGGCUGAUUCUGAGUUCAGGAGAUUUAACCGAAGGAAGUAUUCGGAAAUCAUGGCUGAAAAAGCAGCAAAUGCAGCAGGAAAGAAGUUUCGGAAAAAGAAGAAAUUUCGAAAUUAAAAUCCACAAAGCAAACCAGAGCAUUUUAUAGAUCCCCUUUAUUUGCUGAAGGUCAUCACAUAAUUUAUAUAAAUAAUAUAUAAAUAAAUAAAUAAAUAGUGAUUUCUGUUUGGAAAUAAA